Messenger RNA from Lipotes vexillifer (Yangtze River dolphin), 501 nucleotides. It is a transcript of the gene GHRL, whose product is annotated as ghrelin and obestatin prepropeptide. Lineage: Eukaryota; Metazoa; Chordata; Mammalia; Artiodactyla; Lipotidae. The transcript has 4 exons. Gene Ontology annotation, cellular component: extracellular region. Gene Ontology annotation, biological process: regulation of response to food; negative regulation of inflammatory response; positive regulation of growth hormone secretion. Bases 23 to 373 code for a protein of 116 amino acids. The record is from RefSeq and is a predicted model, not a curated record. Gene Ontology annotation, molecular function: growth hormone-releasing hormone activity; ghrelin receptor binding.
CUGCCCCCAGCCAGCCGAGGCCAUGCCCUCCCCAGGGACCGUCUGCAGCCUGCUGCUCGUCAGUGUGCUCUGGGUGGACUUGGCCAUGGCGGGCUCCAGCUUCCUGAGCCCUGAACACCAGAAAGUGCAGAGAAAGGAAUCCAAGAAGCCGUCAGCCAAACCGAAGCCCCGGGCCCUGGAAGGCUGGCUUGACACAGACGUCAGAAGUCAGGCGCAAGGCACAGGGGACGAGCUGGAAAUCCAGUUCAGCGCCCCCUUUGACGUUGGGAUCAAGCUGUCAGGGGCUCAGUCCCACCAGCACGGCCAGACCCUGGGGAAGUUUCUUCAGGACGUCCUUUGGGAAGACGCCAGCGAAACGCCAGCCAACAAGUGACCGGCCCUGAGUCCAGCCACCUCUCCAUUUUCCCACCCUCAGAAGCAUUCACCUGGCUUCCAGAACGCUUCCGAGACCAGCCCCAGCUCUGAGGGGUACCAGCCUAGGAGGUGAAUAAAUGCUCAAAC